Molecule: messenger RNA, 1263 nt
Organism: Stereum hirsutum FP-91666 SS1
Lineage: Eukaryota; Fungi; Basidiomycota; Agaricomycetes; Russulales; Stereaceae
Product: FAD/NAD-P-binding domain-containing protein
Exons: 9
Biological process (GO): secondary metabolite biosynthetic process
Molecular function (GO): FAD binding
Source: RefSeq, a predicted model, not a curated record
GGUGGUGGCCCCGGUGGCCUCACUCUCGCUGCUACCCUUGCUCGACACAACUCCUCCCUUGGUUCCCACGAAUCUGCCGAAGCAGUCGCUAUCGACAUUUACGAGGCUCAGCCCGAACUAGCCACCGUCGGCGCGGGGGUCAGUAUAUAUCCGAGAACGCAGACCAUACUCAGACAUUUGAGUUUGCUGGAGGACGAAUUGAACAAAGAGAUUGACACACCUGGUUUCACAGCAUCAUUCACGUAUAGAAAGAGUGACCAGUCCGGAGGAUUUAACUUUUAUUCGCAUUCGAGCAUGCCCGGUACUGGCCCUCCCAUCCUGAUACAUCGUUCCAACCUCCUCAAAGCCCUGCAAUCUGCCCUACCAUCCUCCAAUACACAGUUAUGCGCCAUCCAUCCAUCGCAUCGUUUGGAACUCGAAUCAGGACCCAUAACGCUCCACUUCGCCAACGACAAGACCGCAACGGCCGAUGUACUCAUUGGAGCAGACGGGAUCCGGUCGACUGUGCGUAAAGUCAUGAAACGAGCCAUGGCAGAAGACGAUGUGCGAGAAUGUGCGGAAGCGAGAUGGAGCGGGACGGUUGCGUACCGGAGCCUAGUGAGGAAGGAGCGGUUGGCUGAGGCGUGGAGGGAGAGAGGGAAAGAGAGUGAACAUAGGCUGAUGAAGUACCCAAUCAUUGUGAGUCGGACAAAAUAUAACGAUAAUCACAUAGUCUCAUAUCCGAUCCCAUCAACUCCCUAUGUCAACCUUAUUGCCUUCGUCACCAUUCCGCACGGUUAUGGGACGGUGUACCCUGACAAGUCUUGGGUCCAGGAGGUAAGCCCGGAAGAGUUGAAGGAGGCAUGCGUAGGUAUGGAAGAGGAGGUUGAGGCUUUACUUGAUUGUGGAGAGACUACGAACAAGUGGGCUAUCCAUAUGCAUGGUAAGAUGCCCAGAUACGCCCGGGAGAACGUUGCUAUCUUAGGAGAUGCGGCCCACGCAAUGGAGACGCACCUCGGAACGGGCGCAGGACAAGCAAUGGAGGUAAGUUUUUCUUCUGACGGCUACCUCCUCGGCCGACUCCUCACCCACCCUCUAACAACACGGAAGACGAUCGAUAAAGGUCUUCACAUCUAUGAAUCCAUCCGGAUGCCAUUCUCCAAUAAGGUCGUGAACAUCGCGCAUGAGCUGGGAAAGUUGUACGAGUUUGGCGGGGUUGAUGUGGAUGACGAAGGUGAAGUGUAUCGAGAUGGAGGUGGAGGUGGAGGUGCAUCCCACUAUUAA